This is a messenger RNA of Diospyros lotus (date-plum), 1861 nucleotides long. RefSeq names its product receptor-like serine/threonine-protein kinase SD1-8. The record is from RefSeq and is a predicted model, not a curated record. Lineage: Eukaryota; Viridiplantae; Streptophyta; Magnoliopsida; Ericales; Ebenaceae. Gene Ontology annotation, biological process: recognition of pollen. The transcript has 2 exons. The coding region runs from base 320 to 1309 and encodes 329 amino acids.
CUUUUGCUGGUUGACGAAGCUGCAAAUAUAGUAGUGUGGUCAUCGACAUCGAACCAGACGAGCUCGGCGAACACCGUGGUGCAGCUUCUGGAUUCGGGCAACUUAGUUGUUCAACGAGAAAAUGACGUCGAUCCGGAGAAUUAUCUGCGGCAAAGCUUUGACUAUCCGACAGACUUUUUUGCCCGGGAUGAAGGUCGGUUGGGAUGCUAAAGGUGGGCUUAACAGAUAAUUUGUGUCCGCGCAUGCAUAGAGCUAUUUUUUGCAUCUAAAUAGCUAUUUAGGUUUUGGAAGUGAGAGCUGAGAGCAAGAUUCUAUAAAGAUGACAACUCUGCAUAACAGGUACUUAACUUCGUGGAACAGAAUUGACGAUCCAUCCACCGGCGACUAUCAUUUCAAGAUGGACGUUGAUGGACUGCCGGAGUUUUUCUUGUGGGAUAAACAAGCAAUAAAUUACAGAAGCGGGCCCUGGAACGGAUUAAGGUUUAGCGGCGUUCCAGAGAUGAAUGCCACUUACAACAUCACUUUCACAUUAGUGUUAGAGAAAGACGAGGUUUCAUAUUCCUUUGGGCUAAAAGACAAGUCCCUGAAUUCCAGGGUGACUAUGAGUUCACUCGGUGUUUUACAGCGCUACACUUGGAUUGGAAGUAGCCAGAAUUCGAACCUCUACUGGUACUCACCAAAAGACCAAUGCGACAACUACAUGGAGUGCGGCGUUUAUGGUAUUUGUGACAUUAACGCUUCGCCGAUCUGUAAAUGCAUCCGAGGGUUCGAGCCCAAGGAUCUGCAGGCUUGGAAAAUGAGAAAUGGGUUUAGUGGGUGCGUUAGGACAUCGGAGCUAACCUGCCAUGGAGAUGGGUUUUGGCAGUUGAAGAACGUGAAGCCGCCGGAGACUUCGACGGUGGUUUUUAACAGGAGCAUGAGUCUGUCAGAGUGUCGGCAAGCUUGCCUGAGAAAUUGUUCGUGCACUGCCUACGCCAAUUCGGACAUUAGGGAAGGUGGCUGCGGGUGUGUGAUGUGGAGGGGUGUUCUUGAUAUGCGGCAGUUCACUGCCGGGGAAGGCGGCCAAGAUCCAUACGUCAGAGUUUUUGCCCCUGAUUUAAUUAGGUACGUUGAAUUGGUUUCCUUAAUUUCUUCACUUCCACAUUUCAUUGAGUUCCGUGGUAUAAAUUUUUUAUGUUUGUUGGAUACCACACUAUAUAAUAUAGGAAUUCGGUUGAGGAAGAAGUGCCAUUUGGGUUCCCCUUUUCUGAGAACACCAUGCCACAGAAUUGACAAUAAUUAUCUUCUUAUUCGUUUCAAUAAGAGGUAAAACUGGACAAGCCGUUAAGAUUGUCGGCAUUGCAGUUGGUGCUGGUGUUUUCAUACUAGCAUUAGGCAUAUGUUCUGUACGGCAGAUAAAGAUAAUACAAAAGACAGUGAGAGAAAAGAUUCAACACAGAGGUACCGAUGAACUCAAUACUAUAUAUCUCAUACUUAACUAAGCAAAAUUUGCGGCAUUCAAAUUUUCUCUCUCUCACAAUCAAAAUUUAGGUAGACAUAGGAGAAGUCAACAUAUCAUCGUGAACAGAAGAGUAUACUGUGAUAAGAGUGCAUUAGAUGAACUAGAGCUACCAUUGUUUGACUUCCCUACCAUAGCAAUGGCAACAGACAAUUUCUGCAAUGAAAAUAUGCUAGGGCAAGGUGGUUUCGGCGCUGUUUACAGAGUAAGUUAAAUCGCCAACACAGUAAAUAACAGCAGCAUAUAAGUCUACUUCAUUAUGUAGGAUUGGCAAUAUGAAUUCUAACUCUUUAGUUAUUUCUAUUCAUGAUCUUAUCUUCUUAAAGAUUCAUAUAACUUAUGCAUGUCUAACUGACAAAAAUG